AUGGGUACCAUGGCUACUCAGAAGCAUGACGGGUCGCCGUCUUUGGAUCAAGCACAAAUACUUUCCCUGCCCUUGAUGGAGUUGAAUGAUUCUGAUGACUCCAAUUUAACUCCUGCUACCGGACCCAACAUGCACUUCUCGCAAGGUCUACGCAAUCAACCCGAUAUAGAACAUAAAGUACACACAAUGAAACUGAGAAAAAGAUCUAAGCAGGGAUGCAUUACUUGCAAGCUUCGAAAGAAACGGUGCGAUGAACAGAAACCAAUAUGUGGAGACUGCAAGCGUCUAAAUAGACGGUGCGAAUAUAUUACCGAUGAUAUGAUUCCAGAGGAGGCUUCACGUUUGAAGCACGAAAUGGAACUGAUUGAAGAGGAGAGUAAAUUAAGGCAUAGAAAGAAGAAGACUCCUGUGUUGAGCGGAACCGAGUCUGAUGAUGCAUCAAACGCUACUGAUGAGAAGGCCGAUAAGUCGAGGAAAGCGGCACAUAAGUUUAUCAGGAGUAAGAAGUUCAGAAACAGCAAUGCCGUUGGCGAUAAAGUGGUAUUCAAUCCUUUAUCAAUCGAUAUAUCUUCUGUCGCCAACACUAACUGGCUUCAGGGGAUGGGAGCUACCAGCGACUCUCUUGGUAAUCUAUCAAACCCACAGGAGGUUCAAGAUCUACAGACUCGAUCCGCAGCAUCUAUUUAUUCUGCCUCAUCUAUUCCAUUGGCUCCACUGGCUCCACUGGCUCCACUGGCUUCAUCGGCUCCAUCACUCCUAUCUACCCCUGCCACGACUGCAGCACCGUCUUCGUUUGGUACGAGGGGUUAUGCCUCAUUUUCUCCAGCACUGUCUCCCUAUUUUGACAAUCAAGUGAUACAACGUCAACAUCAAGAUGAAACUAACGUUCCGUUGCAUCGCAUACAUCCUCUAUCUUUGGACGAAAGCCAAACGAUAACCAUUAAUAGUCCAGGUGAUCAGUUCUCUGAGAUGUUUUCACCUGGUUUCUCCAAAGCGUUGCAAGAUCAUCUCCGAGUAGCUGAAUUAAGCACAUCGCUUGCUCAAAACAAUAUUGUUGACCAAUCACUUCUGAAUUCAAUGCUUACCAUUGGCCAAGUGGAAGAACUGUUCGAGCUUUCACCCAAUGUUGGUAAUAACGGCGACCAAAAAUGGAUUUCGCAAACCAAUGAUGAUAAUGAUAGAGCCAGCCCAGCUGGCAAUGGUCCUCAUUUUGUUCGCAAUAAUAGCAUCAUGGGGAGCGUGCCAGCUGAGCAGAGUGGGCAUUCCGUUAUCUAUAUGAACCCUUCUAUUGUUACUAGUACAACACUGGCAUCACUCACACCAAUUGGUAAACAAUUGUAUGAGUACUAUAGAGAUAAGUUAAGCUUGGUCGCAUCUUCGGCUCCCAAAGAAGAGAACAUGUACUUGCAUACAUUCUUACCAAUGGCUCUCGUUGAUCAGAGUGUACUGUACGGAAUCCUUGCUUGGAGCGCGUUUCAUAUGGGUGGAACCAAAAUGGAAAAGCAAGGAAACUAUUACAUACAGAGAGCUAUUCAAGGAUUUGCUAAAAGGCCAAUACUGGAUGAGGAUAAUCUGAAUUAUUACAAAGACGUGGCUACAUAUGUGGACGAUACCGAUACUGAUAUCAUUAGAGAGGAUACCUCUCCAUUUCAUGAAGAAUGUACAGCUACUCUAUCAAUGCUUUCUAAAGAUGAUAUGAUCAACUUAAGACUCGCAUCAUUCCUUAUUCUUUGUGGUGUAGAAAUCUGUCGUGGUGAUGUAUCACGGUGGUCAAAAUACUUGGAGUACGGUGCUAAGUUAAUCAAACUAAAGGGAGGACUUCAAAAGUUUAAUGAUAGUAAGGACGAACAUUUCCUUGCUACAAACUAUGCAUAUCACGAUAUUACUGCGGUGGCAGUGUCGAAGGUGAGACCUCUUCAUUUCGAUUUGAAGGAGUAUGAACAGAUGUGGACAGCCUCUAAUGAUCUUGGAUUUUUGGAUCCGUUGCAUAACAUCUCAUCUCCUAUUUUCAAUAUUCUGGCCGAGAUAAACAAAUUGGUAUCAACGUCACGGAGAUUGUACAGGAAGAUACGCAGGUUGCGUAGCCUUGGAUCCGGCUCUGUAGAUUGUUCCGAUGACGAGGAAUUUAUGGCUUACGCUGCAGAGGAGCUUGCAGGCGUUACGGACAGCUCUCCUCACGUUUCUUCGGAAACAGCAUCAACCAAUUUAUAUUCAAAUGUCAGCUUAAGCCCUGAUGCGGGAAUAUUCAGCCAGGAAAUGAAGGUUGCUCGAGAGGAGGCCACCAGAGACGCUCAAGAUGAGACAGAAAGGAAUAACGGUUGCGAUGGGGAAGACGAGGAGGAUGAUUCUCUAGAUUCUGAUUACUCGCUUUCCGAGAAGUACAGUGAGAUCAUGGAUCAGUGUCAGGAUAUUGAGAAAAGAUUAAACGAAGCAAAACCAAGACAGCAUAUUAUGUCUCGGCUGAAGCCUAAAGACUUAGAACUACAACUCACUAUUUUUGAGUGCUUUCAGCUCACUGCUAAGAUUCACCUUAGGCAGUCUGUACUUCGAAUGACUCCGUCAUCGUUAGAAAUACAGUACUUGGUAAACCAACUAAUCAAAUCUCUGGAUGUAUUGUUGGGAUCAGAUAUUGAAGCAGCACUCUGCUUCCCGAUGUUUAUUGCGGGAAUGAAUUCAAUAUAUCCAAAGGAUAGAAAGGAGAUGAACCAGAGAUAUAACGAGUUCAUCAAACGGUACCGCUGGAAGAACGUGUUGCGCUGUCAAAUAGUGAUGAAGCACCUUUGGAAAUUAAAUCCUUUGGGAAACAAGUUUGUGGAUUGGUACAAUGUUGUCGAAAGAAUGGGAUGGCAACUAAGUUUUGCAUAA
Molecule: messenger RNA, 2865 nt
Organism: Brettanomyces nanus
Lineage: Eukaryota; Fungi; Ascomycota; Pichiomycetes; Pichiales; Pichiaceae
Exons: 1
Coding region: 1-2865 (954 amino acids)
Biological process (GO): positive regulation of transcription by RNA polymerase II
Cellular component (GO): nucleus
Molecular function (GO): zinc ion binding; transcription cis-regulatory region binding; DNA-binding transcription factor activity, RNA polymerase II-specific
Source: RefSeq, a predicted model, not a curated record